This is a messenger RNA of Ostertagia ostertagi, 510 nucleotides long. The record is from the annotation of a GenBank genome assembly. NCBI's taxonomy places the organism in Eukaryota, Metazoa, Nematoda, Chromadorea, Rhabditida, Trichostrongylidae.
AUGCACAAAGACUUUCCUACAAAACCUCCAUCUCUCAUUCAAUAUUACUGCAAAAAAUUCGGGCAUACAGGAGGAGUCGCGAAAUAUAGAGAGGUGGCAGAUCGGAUGAAAGAGGACUCCGCCGGGCGAACAGAAUGUGAACAGGAGUUGUUGGAACUGGAGAAAUCUUUUGUUGAAAAAUUAGAGCUCUUCUUAGCUAAUAACAAUGAAGUACUGUUACCGAAACAAAUAGCAUUCGUCGAAAACAGGAUCAAACUGCACCGGCGCAAGGUAGUUGGUUUUUCAUGUUUGAGAUGUUUUCCAUCACAGCGAACUCCGAAGGCGAAAGGCAGUAAGUCUAACGGAUCUGCUAAAGAAGAAAAGACUGCGUUCGAUUUGUUUUGUUCAACUAAACAGGACAAGUAUACAGACCUUCCUGCGGAAGCAAGGUUGAAAAAGCUGAAGAAAAAAUUCGAUAAGUUGCCUGAUGAUAAAAAAGAGAUAUUUGAAAAGCUCGCAAUGGUUCGAUGA